Messenger RNA from Trichobilharzia szidati, 3828 nucleotides. The record is from the annotation of a GenBank genome assembly. Lineage: Eukaryota; Metazoa; Platyhelminthes; Trematoda; Strigeidida; Schistosomatidae.
GAUUCUAAAUUAUGCUCAAUUGUUUUAUUACCAACUGAAAGAAACAAUGUACCUGAUUUCAUUACUGGUAAUGUUUUGGAUCGUGAUAAAGGAUACGGUUACUUAACGUUUAAUGGAUCCUUAUAUCAUGAGGCUGAAGCGGCUGGUAAUUUAGAGGCAAAAACAGGAUUCUAUCAUUUGAGAAUAUUAGCAAAAGAUUGUUCUAAUCCACCAAAAUCUACGAUUUCAUGGCCAAUCACAUUUGAACAUAUUCGAUCAGAUGUACCAAUAUGGUCAAAGACAAGAUAUCACUUUAACAUUGAUUCAUUACAUCGACCUGGUGAUAAAAUUGGUAAAGUGACCGCCUAUUCAUCAUCAGCAACAUUGAACAAUUUAAACAACACUUAUAAUUCACCAAUGGGAGAUGAUACAGGCAUGUGCGCGUAUACAAUUCAAGAUAGUACUUAUUCCUUUGCUAUCAAUGGACAUGGUGUUAUUCGAUCAUUGAAAAGAUUUAAUAAUCAUACAGAUUCAGUGUAUGAAUUCAAUGUGACAGCAUUCGAUUGCCAUCUACCAAUGCCGUAUAAUUCAUCUGUACCUGUUACUAUUCAUGUCAAAGCAUCGUGUACAUCACAAUGGAAUGGUAUACCAAAAGAAAUAGCCUAUACAGCUUUAUCGAAUCCCAAAUUGAUUGCUGCCAAUGCAAAAUUUGCAAUUUGUCCACAAAGCAAUCCAAAUGACAAUGCUGAUAUCAAUCCCUAUAGCGAAGAUGAUGAUGAUGACAGUAGUGAUGAUGAAGAUGAAGGAAAUGGUGAUGAUCUUGAUGAUAUUGAUAAUGUUACUAGUGAAUAUGACUACUGUCCAAUUGAACAAGUAACUCUGCGUAUGAAAAUUUUAUGGAGUAAAGAAGAUAUAAUUGUUGGUGAUGAAUCAAAUCCACCUUCUUCUUCAUCAUCAUCAUCGUCAUCUCCCUCGACCUCGUCAGCCUCGUCAUCGCCAUUAUCAUCAUCAUCAUCCUCUUCUGCUUCUUCACAGUGUGAUUUGGAUUAUUACUCCUUACUGGCUAACCGGAAAACUUGCAUCAACUCUGCUCAAAAUACAAUCAUAGACUUAUUACCAGAUAUCAGUAAACUACGUCGACAGCAUGAAUAUCAACAAACCCAGCCUCAUUUAAACAAUAUUGACAAUAUGAAUUUACCAAUUGUUGAAAAGAUAAAAAGUUUAGAAGCUUUUCCUAAAAUUAGUGAGCAUGAUUAUCCAUCAGGUAUUUACUAUUUCAAUGGUUCAACUCAAUUGGAUUUAAAUCAUUUUGGUAUAUUUCAUUCACUGCAAAGAUUUGAUAAUAACAAAUUUACAAUAAACUUUUGGAUGAAACAUUCACCAAUUACACUGAAUCAACAAUAUGAUGAAAGCUUUGCAUCGUCAAAUGGACGUGAGAAUAUUUUAUGCAGUUCUGAUGAAUAUGAAAAGAAUCGACAUCAUUUUGCUAUAUUUUUGCAAAAUUGUAAACUUGUUGUCCUAAUACGACGUGAACCAAGUAAUUCAUCAAUAUCGGAUUCAACACAGUUACUUCCAUCACAAUGGCGUUUUGAUGUCGAUGAAGUAUGCGAUUCUAACUGGCAUCAUUAUUCAUUGACUUAUCAUCCACCGAAAUAUUCAUCACAAAAAUCUAUACCAUCUAUGGGAUUAGAUAGUGAAAUUGAGUUACAAUUGUAUGUGGAUGGACAGUUAGUACCAAAUAAUCCUGAAUUAGUACAAAUAGCUGAGAAUAUGCCUAUGAUACAUUUGUCGUCUAGAAAUCAUGAGUAUGUGCGUACAACAGUUGGAGCAUGUUGGCAUGGGCGUAGUUCACAAUUCAGUCAACAUUUUCUGGGUUACCUUGCUGGUUUAACAUUUACCAGUGGUUAUAUACAAACUAGUGAAGAAUUACGUUGCCUGCCUAAUUGUGAACCACGUUUAUUUAUAAAUGAUCCAACAUUUGCUACAAAAACUGAUCGUUUCGAUACAACAAGUGUUCGGAAUUCACAUUUAAAUAGUAUUAUUAUACAAGCGAAAAGUUUGAAUGAAUUAACAACUCUUCUAAGAAAAGUAACCUAUUAUAAUCCAAGACUACAAUAUAAACCAAGAUAUCGACCUGAACCAGUAGCUAUCCAAUUGAAUACAAUGUUCACUUACUCAACUGACUGUGAAAUGCCGUCUACACUAAAUCAAGUUAUCUUGAUUAGUCCAAUGCCACCGACAAAGCACACAUUAUCUGUACUUGAUGCAUACAGUAAGAAUGCCUACACAGACCGACGUCAUGACAACAGCCAUCCUAAGAGUUAUGAACAACAUCACCACCAACAACAACAACAACGACAGCAGUAUAACAAUGAACAAGUACACCAAAGACCUUUUAGAAAGUCGUUAACAACAAGUAAUGAAACUCAACAAAGUUCGCCUCCUCAUCGUCCCCACCGAAAUGAAAUGUCUUCUUUAUCUGAUAUUUCAUUAAUCUUAUCCAAUACAAGAAGAGAUGAAAUCGUCAAUCAAACAUUCACCUCAAGAAAGAUUGAUUCAGAUAAACUGUCGUCAGGAGUUGCAAUUUUUCCUGAUUUAAUGUUAUCUUGGAAGGUAUCACCUGAGAUGAUGAAAUCAUUUAAUAUAUCUUCAGUCUUUCAACAAACAAUUUCAACAUGUUCAAUAAAUUUAUGCAAUAAUAAUAAUAAUAAUAACCAUCUAUCGAAUUUUGAUGGACAUCUAUUUUUAAAUUCAGAACUUUUAUAUUUGAAACCAGAAUAUGCAAUAAAUCGUUUAAUAACAUAUCAACGUUUAAAUGGAUUAACAAUAUAUGGAAGUUCAGAUAUAUCAAGUUAUAUGAAUGCAUUGAAACAUGUUCAAUGGAUAUACAAAGAUAAGCAUAUCACCUUAAAUAAACGUUGUUUUAAUUUAACAUGUGAAGCAGCAAUUCAAAUUUUGAAAACUGAUAUAAACUUAAUGAAAAUUAAAAGCAAUUCAAUACAAUCUGAAUUUAUUAUUGUUCAUGAGAAAAAUGGUAAAAUCGAAUCUUUGCAUUCACCGACAGCAUCCUCAUCAUCAUCAUUCGUUGAACCAGGUGCACAACAGCAUUCCGUUCGACUAGCUUUGCCCAAGGCACCUCGUUUGUUAGCUAAACGUCAUACAAAUGAAUUCAGAUCGGAUUUACAUCUCAGCAGUCCUGUUUCAAGUAAUUGGAAUAAGAGCAUUUUCCUGAUUAUUGGUGCUUCAGUUUUGGCUAUCUUAUUACUACUAUUUGUUGCUGUUAAUCGAAUACAACGUAUUCAUUCAAAAUCGAAUCAUCAAUUCAAAUCACAAACAAAUAAUCUUCACAUGAUACCGUGUACUGAAGAUAUAUUAAAACAAAUGUAUACAAGUCAACAAUUCAAUGAUGCAGAAGAAACAAUAAAACCGGAAAAAAUAACAAGUGCAGAAAAGUUAAGAAAUUCAAAAUCAAACGGCGAUAAUUCACCUAUUGUUAUAACACAACAGAAACAGCAUAAACAAACACAAAAUGAACCGUUAAGAGUUAUACCAAAUCCCAUUGUGAAUGAAUCAGAUAUGAAAGAAUUUGAAACGAAAACUGUUCUACUUGAUGAAAAGCGUUACAAUGCUUCUCUGAACAUGGCUUCAUCAAUAUAUAAUCAUCAUAAUCAUAAUAAUAAUGAUGAUCAUGAUGAUCGUGAUCAUAAUGAUUAUGAAAAAAGUGAUUCACCAAUCAUUUGUCGUCCUCCAACAUUUGAAUUCUAUGAAAAUCCAUUAAGAUCUGAUCAAGAGGAUGAAGGCGAUUGUGAGUGUUCAUGCUGUGAAGAUGAUAAUGACGCCACAAAGUAA